Lates calcarifer (barramundi perch) is the source of this 1359-nucleotide messenger RNA. It is a transcript of the gene cfd, whose product is annotated as complement factor D (adipsin). Lineage: Eukaryota; Metazoa; Chordata; Actinopteri; Centropomidae. The coding region runs from base 74 to 907 and encodes 277 amino acids. The record is from RefSeq and is a predicted model, not a curated record. Gene Ontology annotation, molecular function: serine-type endopeptidase activity. Gene Ontology annotation, biological process: proteolysis. The transcript has 5 exons.
AUGUUUCCUCUCUUUCAAGUGGAAGACUUUAAAACACCACAGUUGCUGGGUUUGGUUUAGUUAAACCGACAUCAUGGUGUCAGAGAAAGAAGUUCUCGUGGCUGCUGCUGUUUUUCUUGUUGCCCUCAUUUCACAGAGUGAGGGUAUAAUUGGUGGCAGCGAAGCAGCGCCACACUCUCGGCCUUACAUGGCGUCCAUCCAGGUACCAGAAGGAGAGACUCUGAAGCAUGAGUGUGGAGGGUUUGUGGUCGCAGAUCAGUGGGUGAUGACUGCAGUGCACUGUCUGCCAACCGGGCCAAAUGGAAGGAAGGUCGUGCUGGGUGUCCAUUCUCUGAGUGAACCUGAAGAAACAAAGCAAACCUUUGACAUUUUGGAGCUUCACAAUCACCCAGACUACAAUCCGUUAAAUUAUGAUAAUGAUAUAGCUUUAAUUAAGUUGGAUCGUCCAUUUGAAGCCUCUGAAGCUGUUAAAGCGGUGGAAUUCCUGCGGGCAGGAGGCACAAAUCCCAGCCCCAGUGCAGAGGUCGACACAGCUGGCUGGGGAUCCCUUGACAACCUGGGGUCCAGACCUGACAAGCUCAAAGAGGUGGUCAUCGAGGUGGUCAGCUCGGCUCGGUGCAGACGCAGUGACUACUAUGGCAGGAAGUUCACCAAUAACAUGAUCUGUGCUCACAAAGUGUGCCCAGAGCCCUGUGAUCAACCAUACAAGAAAGAAGACACCUGUGAUGGUGAUUCUGGUGGUCCUCUUCUCUUCAAUGGCACUGCAGUGGGCAUCACCUCUAAUGGUGGAAAGAAGUGUGGCCAGAUUAAAAAGCCGGGAAUUUACACCAUCAUCUCCCACUACACUCAGUGGAUUGACAACAUCAUGGCCCCGCAGCCUAUUGCAGCAUCAGACCAGAGCAGCUAAAUAAAGGACAGUAGACACUAUUCACAGUUAUUCAAUCAGUCAAUCAAACUUUAAAUGAUUUUUUAGAUGUAUGUAUUAUAUAGCACCUUUCAUACAGGUUCAUGCAAGUCAAAGCACUUUAUAAAACAUCAUUAAAAAACAUAACUAUAGUUACUAGUGGCACAUUAGUGUUUUCAGUGGCAGCCAUGCUUCUACCAGUCCUGCCUUUACUGAGUCACUGAUUCUUCUACCUGCAUGUGAAGCUGAUGUUUAUAUCAUAUGAUUUGUUUUAUAUCAUUUACAUAUUGAACAGACCUGUGCAUGUCAUGUGCAGCUAAUGCAUGGCUCUAGAGAUUGAUCUCCAGUAUGGCAAACAUACCACAACCACCUAUACAAACAGAAUAAUAUAUUUCAUAAUGUAUUUCACAUUAUUUUACUCCCAUAAAGGGAUCAAUAAAAUACAGUUUAUCACA